GAUAUUGAUCAGCGACAGGACAUGGAUCUGAGACCAGAACUCUCCACGGCCCCGUCAGGAUCCCAGGUCCUCCACCCUGGAGCCGGAGCAUCUGUCAACAUCCCCGUCUCCAUGGCCAGUAGCCUCCUGCGGGGUCCAAUGCUAUAUCGCGCAACGGAGAAGUAUCCUCGCACUCCGAAGUGUGCUCGCUGCAGGAAUCAUGGCGUGGUAUCUGCACUGAAGGGCCAUAAACGCUAUUGCCGCUGGAAGGACUGUAUGUGCGCCAAAUGCACCCUAAUCGCAGAGAGACAGCGCGUAAUGGCCGCACAAGUGGCUCUCCGUCGACAACAAGCUCAGGAGGAGAACGAAGCCCGGGAGCUGCAGCUCCUGUACGGGACAGCAGAAGGGCUAGCUCUGGCGGCCGCCAACGGCAUCAUACCACCUCGUCAGAAUUAUGAGGUGUUCGGUUCAGUCAACAACGAAAGUAACUCCGGUAAGUGGAUUUAUAGAUUAUCCUGCUCAGAGUAGCCUGCUCAUAAACAUGGAUAGGCCUACAUAUUGAUAUUGGCACAAUGUAGGUCAGGUUGUUUUGUGCGUAAAUCCUGUGCGUAAGCGUGUAUUUUCCGGUUUGUUUUUCCUAACUUUGAAGAGUAACGUGAAGGACCCUGAUGGAGAAAUAAUGUUUGAGGUGACGCAUAUUUCAAGAGGAUAAACUGGCAUUUAAUUACCAAACUGUGAAGUGACAGUGACCAUCUUGGUAAAACUAUCAAACGUAGCGUAUUGGACGCCUUUGUUAUUUGACUGACAGCUCAUCGAUUAUUUUUUUAUGUAUCUAUUUCAGAUUCAAGCAUGCAGAAGUAUGAAUUGUUUCCGAAGUCCCAAAUGUCAGUAUCAGUGACCCAGCAGCAGACGGUGGGCAAAUCGGUUUCUACUGACAGCGAACCAGGGAUCUCAUCCCCAGACGGGCGUCAUGGCUCGGGCUCCGAGAAUGGAGACGGAGAGUCGUUCAUUAGCUCUCCUGUCUCCAAGGCACUGAAAGACGGAGAGGACACCCCGGGUUCGAUUAGCCCCCUAGGUUCUGACUCGGGUUCGGAGACCGACCAAGAACCUUCACCCUCCUCGGCCGCCUCCAGGCAAAUGAACCCCAUCGACAUCCUGACCAGAGUGUUCCCCAGCCACAAGCGAAGUGUUCUGGAAUUGGUUCUACAGGGCUGCGGGAAAGACGUGGUGCAGGCCAUCGAGCAAAUUCUCAACAACAGUGGACAAGCCAAGGCCCCGGAGCAGGCGUGGACAGCAGAACGCAUGCUCCAGAGCGCACAGCCGCCCCUUUCCUCCACUCCAAGGCCCAUGUUACCGGGAGCCAUGACGCUGAGCAACCGCUCCGCCUUCUCCCCUCUGCAGCCAAACGCGCCACACUUUGGCGCGGAUCCCAGCACCUACCCCCUGAGCACCCAUCUGGGACUAAACCCCUUGCGGCUGGCCUACUCGGCCCACAGCAGAGGGCUCACCUUCAUGACACCCUACUCCACCACGGGGUUGAUGCCAACUCUGGGCUUCAGGCCACCAAUGGACUACUCAUUCAGUGACCUCAUACGGGACAGGACACUCUUGCACAAAGACCAGGCGUACACCAAUGGCCUGUACGGGCCCCUCGUCAACAACAACCCAGACAAACCGUUAGACUGA
Coregonus sp. 'balchen' is the source of this 1665-nucleotide messenger RNA. The record is from the annotation of a GenBank genome assembly. Lineage: Eukaryota; Metazoa; Chordata; Actinopteri; Salmoniformes; Salmonidae.